CAGAGCGCAAGCAGUCAGUUUGCUCGACGCUUCAACACAGGGAACAGCAACGCCAAAAACAAUGCGCGUGAUCGUCCUUGCACUCCUGGUGGCGGCGUCCUCUGCCUGCCGCUAUUACUGCAAAACUUUAAGUGAUGAAACCUACUGUUGCGAUGGCGGGAAAGAUUACAACCCUCCCGAAUACCACGACGGAAAUUGCCCGAAGGUUCGCAGCUUCUGCCCGCGAAUCGAGGGUGGCAGCAGGAGGCCCGACGUGUGCCCUCACGACGGCGCCUGCCAACCCUACGAGAAGUGCUGCUUCGACACCUGCCUGGACCACCACACCUGCAAGCUGGCCGACGAGCCCUCCAGCACCGCGACGCCCACGCUCACCACGCCCACCACGAAGCCUCCGUACGUCAUCGCCAACUUCGCGAGAAACAAGGUGAAUCGAGGAGGAUAAGCCCUGGUGCGGUUUGCUGUCGUUUGCUUUUGUGUUUGUAUAUUAUUAUUAAUAUAAAAGAAAAGAAGU
Messenger RNA from Penaeus vannamei (Pacific white shrimp), 511 nucleotides. The record is from RefSeq and is a predicted model, not a curated record. NCBI's taxonomy places the organism in Eukaryota, Metazoa, Arthropoda, Malacostraca, Decapoda, Penaeidae.